Fusarium poae is the source of this 1074-nucleotide messenger RNA. RefSeq lists its product as uncharacterized. The record is from RefSeq and is a predicted model, not a curated record. The transcript is spliced from 3 exons. Bases 1 to 1074 code for a protein of 357 amino acids. Lineage: Eukaryota; Fungi; Ascomycota; Sordariomycetes; Hypocreales; Nectriaceae.
AUGCCGUGCUCGCCGUACACCUACCAAACAGGUCAGCUUUGCGAGGGCCCAUCUUUGCAGCUCGAGGUGGCUACUGUCCUCAUCCUGGUAUCUAGCAUCCGCAUGGCCCUGGAUACUGGUUCUUCUCUCGGGCGGCACCAGAAAGUACACAACAAAAAGCGAACGUAUAGAUGCGCCCUCGAUGGCUGCUCUGAGAGGUUUCGGGGAAAGGCUACUAUGGUCAAGUAUCAACGGGGAUUGCACAGGCAAGGCAUGAACCGAGAUGAUGUCGACCACUGCCCCUCGGGUUCUGAUGAUGACGAGUCUCCUUCCCCUCUCCAGCACUCUUCCAUGGCCUGUUUGCCUCGCGACGUGGCUUCCAUGGGUCAAGCAGCAACUCCAAACGGCACGCUCCAUCGUGCACCCUCUGACGCCGACUCCGAGACGCAGGUUUGUGGGUACCGUAUGCCAUACCGUUAUGAGGACUGUCAUGAAAUUCCCACCGCUGUGCCUCAUGAGUAUCAUGGGCCUACAGUGCACGAACAACACAUCGACGCUCAACUUGGUCAUCCAUCCGGAGCCAUGCCACACCAGGCGUACUACGUAACCGAGCAAGGGAUCCCUGGCGUUUCCACGAUGGCAAGCUCAUUGCCUACUCAUUACCACUUAUCGCAACAAGUGGAGCCACUUGCCUUGGAGACGCCGAAGUCGGCUCCAGGAAUUUCGGCGUCGAUCCAGAGCAGCCCCAGCACCUUUUAUCCAACCUCUGUUCCUGGCCCUAUCGUCGAGGACGGCUUCUAUACGUACCAAACUGCAUACGCAACAGCGGAGUAUCAAGCGGCUACGAUUCAAUACCAUCAGCAUGCCCAGCAACACACGGUACAGCCUCAGCAGCCGGCGGUGUCGGAACCACAGCAUACACCUGAUACGACUGAACAAUACUAUCCACCAUCAGUACACCCGCAACAAGAGCAAUGGACUCACUACGACCCUUCAAUCGAAGUUACAACCAUCGGACAGCAACCCGCGCACGGGAGUGUAGCAUAUCACAACUGGACCACGCUCCCCAAACAUAAUCCUUGUUGGUAUUUUUGA